Messenger RNA from Humulus lupulus (European hop), 1356 nucleotides. RefSeq names its product receptor-like protein EIX1. The transcript has a single exon. Gene Ontology annotation, molecular function: protein binding. The record is from RefSeq and is a predicted model, not a curated record. Lineage: Eukaryota; Viridiplantae; Streptophyta; Magnoliopsida; Rosales; Cannabaceae. Bases 124 to 1356 code for a protein of 410 amino acids.
AAAGUCAUUGCAUUGAAUCAUGACCAGGACAGCUAAGGUCUCUCCACCGUAUAUAAACAAGGCCUCCUACCAUGCAUGCCUUUAUCAUUAAUAUCCUAUACAUAAACUAUCAAUCUCACCAAUAUGGCUGCAUUAUCAGUAUCCAUGAAUCAUGUUACAUCAACGAUUAUCUUUUUUGUGUUUUUGGCACAAAUAACUGUGAUGGUCAACGUUUGCUUUGCAAAUGGAGAUCAAUCCAACAUUCUCUGCCAUGAAACUGAAAAGCAAGCUCUUCUGAGCUUCAAGCGGGAUCUUGUAGAUGAUUACAACAAACUGGUGUCUUGGGAUGUUUCCAAAGAAGAAGAUUGCUGCAAAUGGACUGGAAUUUCCUGCAACACCCUUACUGGCCACGUCUCUGAGCUCUUUCUCAACAAUGGCUCCUUUACAGGCAAGAUCAAUCCCUCCUUGCUUAAUCUCACUCAUCUACUUAGCUUAGACUUGAGCUUAAAUAAUUUUGCCCAGAUUAUUCCUAGUUUCAUGGGUUCUCUUGUGAGUUUGAGAUAUCUUAACUUUACAUGUGGAGGAUUCAAGGGAAAGAUUCCCCACCAACUUGGAAAUCUUUCAAGUUUACACUAUCUUGUGCUUGAAGAUUAUAUUGAUUAUGAGCAGUCAGGGUGUUCAUCGAAUUUGUUAUAUGUUGACAACCUUCAUUGGGUCUCUGGUCUUUCAUCAUUGGAAUCUCUAGUCAUGAAUGAGGUUAAUCUUAGUAAAGCAUCUGAUCACUGGCUUUUUGCAAUAAACACACUCCCUUCCCUGCAAGAAUUACGAUUGUACAAUAGUGAUCUUAGUCAUAUUCAUAUUCCAUCUCACAUCAAUCUUACAUCGCUUGAGACACUUGACCUGAGUUUAAACUCCCUUGAGCUUGAAAGUCCAGUUCCUUGCACCUUUCUCAACAAUAUGAGCCUUCUCAAGUAUCUUGAUUUGACUGAAAAUAAUAUGAAUUCUGUCAUUCCCAAAUGCUUUUAUAGUUUUCCCAAUCUGGCACACCUCUACCUUAUAGGUAAUAACUUGCAGGGCACUAUCUCAAGUGACAUAGCAAAUUUGACUUCUAUUGUCAGUUUUGACUUGUCAGAUAAUGCUUUAGCAGGAAAUAUACCAAAAUCCAUAGGAAAACUUUGCAAUUUGGAGGUACUCCAUAUUUCCGGUAACCAAUUAAGUGGAUCACUUCCUGAAAGUCUUGGGUCUCUCUCAAAGUUACAAACACUCGAUGUUUCCAAUAACCAAUUAAGUGGAUCACUUCCUGAAAGUCUUGGGUCUCUCUCAAAGUUACAAACACUCGAUGUUUCCAAUAACCAAUUUAGUGGACCACUUCCAUAA